AUGAACAGCUCCCAUACUGUUGGCAGUGACAGCAAUGGCUCAAACUCAGAGCUGUGGCACGUGGAAAGCUUGGUCGUCAGCGUGAUCCUCAGCUUGUCUUUUCUCAUUGGAGUCCCUGGAAACCUCCUGGUGAUAUGGACCAUCCAUCGUCACAUCAAGCACAGAUCCCACACUGUGGUGCUGAUCCUGAACCUGGCUGUUUGUGACUUUGUGGUCCUCAUCACUCUGCCUGUUUGGAUCUACUCUCUGGCUGAUGCCUGGGUCUUUGGAGAGACGCUCUGCAAGGCAAUGGUGUACGUAAUCUACUCCAGCAUGUACGGCAGCGUGUUCUUGAUCACAUUGAUGAGCGCAGAUCGCUUUGUAGCCAUCAUCUACCCGUUUUCAUUGCAGUACUGGAAGAGAAAAGAUGUUCUAUUCAAGGCUAUAGCUGCCGUUUGGAUCCUGGCUUUCCUCUUUGGCAUUCCUGUUAUUCUGUCACAGACAGCAGACGAUAUAGAUGGGAAGCCAAAGUGCCUUGACCGGGUGUACGCAACAAAAACGCAGGAGGUUGGUUGCCUGUUGCUGGAGACCUUAGUGGGUUUUGCCAUUCCCUUUUCCAUCUUAUCCAUUUGUUACUUGCGGGUGGGGAAGCGGAUACACCAAAUAACUUUCAAGACCAAACCUAAGUCUGCUACCCUGAUUACAAGUGUGGUCAUUGCUUUUGCUGUGUGUUGGUUUCCAUAUCAUGUUUUCAACCUGAUCAGGAUAGCAUCCACACUGAUGGAAGGCGAGCAGAUGCUAGCUGUAGUUGCUGAGACUGGAGUCUACAUUUGCGGGGCUUUAGUCUUCAUUAGCAGUUGCAUUAACCCCCUGCUGUAUGCUUUUGCUGCCCGUCGUUUCCAAGGCUGCAUGAAGGAGUCCAGAAUAACAAAGUUGUUCCAGGAGAUCACUACCUCGACCACCAGGGCCAAGGAAACAAAUCAAACAUGUCUCACACCUAGAAUGAAGAGAUCAGCUGUCAGCACUGUGACAGUUUGA
This is a messenger RNA of Acipenser ruthenus (sterlet), 1017 nucleotides long. Its product is annotated as leukotriene B4 receptor 1-like. Gene Ontology annotation, cellular component: membrane. The record is from RefSeq and is a predicted model, not a curated record. The coding region runs from base 1 to 1017 and encodes 338 amino acids. NCBI's taxonomy places the organism in Eukaryota, Metazoa, Chordata, Actinopteri, Acipenseriformes, Acipenseridae. Gene Ontology annotation, biological process: immune response; G protein-coupled receptor signaling pathway. The transcript has a single exon. Gene Ontology annotation, molecular function: G protein-coupled receptor activity.